Truncatella angustata is the source of this 816-nucleotide messenger RNA. Its product is annotated as Rtr1/RPAP2 family-domain-containing protein. The transcript has a single exon. Lineage: Eukaryota; Fungi; Ascomycota; Sordariomycetes; Amphisphaeriales; Sporocadaceae. The coding region runs from base 1 to 816 and encodes 271 amino acids. Gene Ontology annotation, molecular function: RNA polymerase II CTD heptapeptide repeat phosphatase activity; RNA polymerase core enzyme binding. The record is from RefSeq and is a predicted model, not a curated record. Gene Ontology annotation, cellular component: cytoplasm; nucleus.
AUGUCUACCGAGACUACCAUGUCUACCAGGACUCCCAAGUCAAUACUCAAAAAGUCCUCGGGCACUGGGAAGCUCGCAGCAGACAGAGCAGCCGCCGAUAAAGCCCGUCAGGUAGCCGUCACACAUGCCAAGAUCAUACACCAGCAGCGCGACCACCAGGACCAGAUCACCGACACCCUUAUGGAGCUAUGCAAGCUGCCCCUCCUCCGCGAAUCUCCCUACACCUCGAGCAACCCCGCACCUUCUGACGCUGCCGCUUUCAAGUCUGGCAUCCGCCUUUUCCAACCGGGAGACUACGACGACUUGAUCGAGGAGCGCAAUGCGAGUGGGCUCUGUGGCUAUACGCUGUGUCCCUCGCCGCGCAGGCGUGUUCAGGGGGGAGAAUGGAAGAUUGUCGGUGCCAACAUCCUCCCCAAGAAGGAGGUCGAGAAGUGGUGUUCACAAGCGUGCGCAAAGCGCGCUCUGUACGUCAAGGUCCAACUCAACGAGACAGCACCUUGGGAAAGGGCCGGCAUCAACAGUAUCAAAAUAGAUUUGUAUGAAGAGCCAGACCGGAAUCUUGCCAACGACAUGAACAACCUGAAGCUAGAAUCGCAACCCAAAAACGUGAGGGACACCGUCAAAAACGCCAGAGACCUGGCACUGGAACGAGGAGAUCAAAAUGAAAAGGGCAAAGAGCCUUCUAUACCGGUCAUUGUCAAGGACAAAGCUAUCUCUACAGCUGCAGAAGCACCGUCGUGGAACGAAAUGGGUGAUGGCCACCUUAUUCUCGAAGGCUACAAAACGAAAACGGGCAACGAGGCGCAUAGCAAUUGA